Aspergillus homomorphus CBS 101889 is the source of this 447-nucleotide messenger RNA. RefSeq lists its product as uncharacterized. The record is from RefSeq and is a predicted model, not a curated record. Bases 126 to 362 code for a protein of 78 amino acids. The transcript has a single exon. NCBI's taxonomy places the organism in Eukaryota, Fungi, Ascomycota, Eurotiomycetes, Eurotiales, Aspergillaceae.
GUGCGAUGGAAAAGAGAUCCUGGGGAACAAAGCACUGCAUUCCUGGACACUUGAGCAGCUUCAGCGUUCCAGUUCCUCUGGAGCUGAACAUACUGCUGGAAAAAAAAAUAUAGAUAUAAUAUUGAAUGGACGCAGUGAAGAGAAGAGCUAGACUCAGAGCUCGUUGUGGUUUAGACCAAAGGUUUUCUCCUUUUCUCAUAUGGUGUAUAUUCAACCCUAUACAUACACUUUUCAACGCCGCCGUACCCCCAAUGCCCGAUAUACCUGCUGCUCCCUUAAAUAGAUAUAACACAAGAAGACCAAGAACAAGGGAGAAGCCCCAAGCAAGAUGUCAAACAGAUGGAAAUGAAAUGAGUAUUUAAAAAUAAAAAAGAGCCGCAUAUCUACCCCAAGUGUGACACCAAGAUAUAUACUCGAGAAAUUCUGAUAGAACAAUUUUCAGACUAU